AGGAACGCCAAGCCAGUGGAGUCCGGGAAGUCGAGCAGCGCAGACGCGUCGUGCACUGUGCGUUCUUCUCGUAGCGACCAGCCGUGAUCAGCGACAACACGACGACAACGACAGCGAAGGUGGCAACCAACGUUGCGACGUAACGAUUGCGAUCAGCGGGACGAGUCAUCGGUGGGCAGUGACGAUUAAUGGGUCCUUGAAGGAGCCGUGCGCGUUCGCGAUAACCACAUAUCGCAGUGGAUACUCACGGUUGUUGUUGCAAGGAAGGACUGUACCGGCGGGAGCUGGAGGCGCUUCUCUCGCUGCCGCAGGUCAUGUCGACGCAAACGUUGAGUACCUGGUGACAGAAGGAGGAUCCGAGGUGAGGAUCGAAGGGUAGGACCAAAAGGACCGUCUGGUAUGCCUUGUCGCGAGUGAGGUGAUUUUUCUCUGACUUUUCUCCAAGAGAAGAACAAUAAAGUGGAGAUUAGGUCCUGGAGAUCCUGGUGGAGGAACGGAGCAUAGUGAGGGAGGUGAAAGAGGGAACAACGGAUUGAUCGGGGGAGACGGAAAGACGUACGAACAAGAGUGUCGUCGUCGCGCGCGCGAGGAGGGAUGCCUACGAAGGGAGAGAGGGGAAAAGCGACGGACUUCAGCAUCGCGGCCAUCAUGGCGCCCAGGGGUCCGUCCUUCGGGCAUUACCACCUGCAGGGCAUCGGCAACGCUGCUGCCACUGCUGACACCAGCCUGGAAUGCCCAACUGGCAAAGGAUUCGUGGCUGACGCCACGCUGGACGAUCGUGUUCAGUCGUCGCCGGUGAACAUCGUUGCGACCGCGACGGUGGUGACGGAGGAGGCCCUCCUAGCCGACGAGGAGGCGGAGAACUGCGAGGGUGAGAGCGAGGGCAAGUCCGCGAACGAGGAGGACGAAGAGGUGGACGUCGACGUGGAGGAGUGCAGCAGCGUCGACGACGGCCCGGUUCACGGGGUGCUGGCCGACGACCUCAAUGGCGUCGGGGCGCCCUCGCGGAAGCGCAAAAGCGUCAACGUGGACGGCUGCAACGCGGACGAGAAGAAACAGCAGCGCUUGAGGACCAGCUGCAACUCCGAGGAGCUGCGUGACGUCGAGUGCCACCUCGAGACCAAGGAGCUCUGGGACAAGUUCAAUGACCUUGGCACGGAGAUGAUCAUCACGAAGACCGGCCGACGGAUGUUCCCGACGUGCCGGGUGUCCUUCAGCGGGCUUAAGUCCGAGGGCCGUUACGCCGUGCUGAUGGACAUCGUGCCGGUCGACAACAAGAGGUAUCGAUACGCCUAUCAUCGUAGCUGCUGGCUGGAAGCUGGCAAAGCGGAUCCGCCGGCACCCGCGCGACUUUACGUACAUCCCGACUCCCCCUUCACCGGCGAGCAGUUACGGAAGCAGGUUGUUUCCUUCGAGAAGGUGAAGCUGACGAACAAUGACAUGGACAAGCAUGGCCAGAUCGUCCUGAACUCGAUGCACAGGUAUCAGCCAAGGAUACACUUGGUUCGCUGUCGACACACCGACGACAGCGGUCUGCACAUCACCGACCUGCAGAAGGAGGAGCACAAGACGUUUAUCUUCCCGGAGGCCAUUUUCACCGCCGUCACGGCAUAUCAGAAUCAGCUGAUAACGAGACUGAAGAUCGAUAGUAACCCGUUCGCCAAAGGUUUCCGAGACUCGUCAAGGCUCACCGACUUCGAUCGAGAUCCCAUGGAGCUCAUGGAGCAGCAACUGGUGAGAUGCGGUGUCCCCUCGGUGAGGCUCUACGAGCACCUGGCCAUGUCGUCGCCGGUCGCGGUGGCCGCGGCAGCAGCCGUCGCUCUUGGCGCCCAGCAGCAGCAGCAGCAGCAACAGCAACAUCAUCAGCCAUCCGCGCAGCAACAGCAACAACAACAGCACGAGAACGCGUUGUCGCCCUGGUUGUCGCCGUCGACGCUUCUAUACGGCACUAGGACAGGUUCACCCUACUCCAACGUCGUCGCCGCCGCCGCUGCUGCCGCCGCCGCCCCCAGCUUUCCGUAUCCGGCGGCGCUGCCGUGGCCCUGGCAACCACCACCCCCUGUAGCGAUGAUCUCGCGACGGUCGUCGCCCCCCACUGCCACCAGCCUCAGGUACGCGCCCUACCCGCCGACGGCCAGCACACCCCCGCCGUUGCGGGCACGCCCGACCAGCCCCAAUUAGCGAUCCCCUCUGGCGUUAGCGACUCGCCAACCGCGGCGUUAUCAUCGUUCCUCCUCCCUUUGUCUGUGAUCGCGGGACCGAGUCGGGACAUGUGUCCCCGACGACGGGCUUUCGCCUCGUCGGACGAUUCGGAUCGCGGACGAGGCGAUGUGGAAGUAAGUGGCAUUUCGUUGCAGUUUCGGGCUGUUGCCUGUUGCUGAUUAAAUUGAAUCUGAACGGCAGAUUUGAAUGACAUUUUCCGCUUAGCGGCAUAGGUGCUACACUGUAUAAGAUAAAUGAUAUGCAAUGAAAUGCAAGUAAAAAUGAUAUUGUAUUGUAUGACAGGUCGAACGUACCUUUAUAAAAUUUCAAUAAAAAUUUUUUCUAAUUCUUUAUCAUUAUCUCUAAAAGUGGCGCAUCUACUAGUAGCUGUUACAGCUUUUGUUUCAGAUUUUCUUUUAUUUAUAUAUGUUAAUAUUUUGUUAAUUAAUAAUGUGUUAAAUUUGCACAAAUUUGUGUUCUUCAUACUUUUUUAUUCGUGUGAGUUUAUUUAUGACAUGUGAUAUUUUGCUUAAAUACUUUUUAUGUUGAUUUUUAUUUUCAAUGAUAUAUUAGCAAUUUUUGUUAAUAAAUUAUAAUAAAUGGAUAAACUGUAUAUUCGUGAACUGCUGGGUUUUGGAGACAAACCGGGAAUAUUAGCUUCUGGCUGUCGGACGUAGAUCCGAGAUCGAUGUAGAUCCGCCACGCACUGAAACUCGAGCUGCUUGAUUCGUCACGUUUCUCGAUUCGUGACGAGUGUCACUUGGUACCAUAUCGCGAAACACGUGUGCGGAAAGCGAUGUGCCGCGGUACAUUGCGAUGAUUGCGACGGUGAGUUAAGCACCGUAUUCAGCAUUCUUGCGUCCGUGUUUCUCCUUAAUAUCCAGGUGCAGCCAAAGAACUAUCCCUAGUGCUCAGUGUUAAUCGCGGACCGUAUAACACGUAGAUAUUUAUAAUAUAUUAGAUGUAAUUCUGUGUACAUGUCUCACAUUUCAUCAAUAUUAAUGCAGGAACUGGAAGCGUUUUCCCGUUUUCUGAUUUUCGCCGUAGGUUGCUCGAGAGUACCAGAAGAGACGAAAGCCGCGCGAGUACGCGCGGAAUUUCCGAUUCUGUUUCCGAUCUCGCUCGACUUGUAAAUAGUAAAUGAUAUCACGCGCGUUAGAAUGAGCAAGCUCUAUCAUAAUGUAACAAUUGCAAAUGUGUAUAUGUGUAUGUGUGUGUGGGUGCAUGUUCCGUGUACGUCUCCGAAUAUGUAAAUGUGAACGUAUGUGUGAGAGUACGUGCGAGUGUUAGAGAUGUAACAUUGAUGCGUAUAAUUGUAUCAUAUACCGCGAUAGUAUUAAAGCGUCUUACACAGGACGAUGUAAUUUGUACAUAAAGAAAUCUUUCAUGAUAGUGAGUAGUUCAAUGAUUGAUGUUUACGACGAAAAUAAAUGAAUUUUCAUUAAA
Messenger RNA from Ooceraea biroi (clonal raider ant), 3648 nucleotides. RefSeq names its product T-box transcription factor TBX20. The record is from RefSeq and is a predicted model, not a curated record. Gene Ontology annotation, molecular function: DNA-binding transcription factor activity, RNA polymerase II-specific; RNA polymerase II cis-regulatory region sequence-specific DNA binding. NCBI's taxonomy places the organism in Eukaryota, Metazoa, Arthropoda, Insecta, Hymenoptera, Formicidae. Gene Ontology annotation, biological process: regulation of transcription by RNA polymerase II; heart development; positive regulation of DNA-templated transcription. Gene Ontology annotation, cellular component: nucleus; chromatin.